Molecule: messenger RNA, 1241 nt
Organism: Amblyraja radiata (thorny skate)
Lineage: Eukaryota; Metazoa; Chordata; Chondrichthyes; Rajiformes; Rajidae
Product: zinc finger protein 239-like
Exons: 3
Coding region: 201-1241 (346 amino acids)
Source: RefSeq, a predicted model, not a curated record
GGCGGGGCCGCUGGCGUGGGUCUGAUCACGUGAGGCGUUGUGUGGCGGUAGGCGGGAGGAGCAGCGCGAGCUCAGGGUUUAGGAGCCAUUGCUGUGGACGGAAAGACGGGGCGUGAGCUGCUAUUGAGGGCGGCCAGGGUGCCGUAGAGUUCCCCCCCCCGUCUGCUCAGUGUGCGGGCUGAGCUUCGUUGGAGGACCAGAUGACAGGGCACAACAAGAAGAAGCUUUAUGAGUGCGAUGUGUGUGGCAAGGCCUGGCAGAAGCCGAGCCAGCUGGAUGUCCACCGGCGGGUUCACACAGGAGAACGCCCCUUUGACUGCUCCGACUGCAGCAAGCGCUUCAAAACGGUGCAGGACCUGAAGGCCCACCGACAGGUGCACACGGGCGAGAAGCCCUAUGGCUGCUCCACCUGCGGCGAGAGGUUUGCCUGGUUGUCGGGGCUGAGGAACCACCAGCGGGUGCACAGCAGUGAGCGGCCCUUCACCUGCUCCGACUGCGGCAAAGGCUUCAAGUCGCCCGCGGAUCUGAAGGAGCACAGGCGCGUGCACUCCGGGGAGCGGCCCUACACCUGCAGCGACUGCGGCAAGAGCUUCAUCCGCUCCAACGAGAUGCUGAGGCACCAGCUCACCCACACCAGCGAGAGGCCCUACACCUGCGCCCAGUGCGGCAAGGGCUUCAUCCGGUCCAACGAGAUGCUGAGGCACCAGCGCACCCACACCAGCGAGCGCCCCUUCACCUGCGCCCAGUGCGACAAGGGCUUCACCCGCUCCAGCCACCUGCUGAGGCACCAGAUUACCCACACCGGGGAGCGCCCCUUCAUCUGCGCCCAGUGCGGCAACGGCUUCACCCUCUCCAGCAGCCUGCUAAGGCACCAGCGCAUCCACACCGGCGAGCGCCCCCACACCUGCGCCCAGUGCGGCAAGAGCUUCAUCCGCUCCACCGAGCUGCUGUCCCACCAGCGGGUGCACGCUGGCGACCAUCCCGUCCCCAGCCCGGUGCGUGGAGAGCGCUUUGCCAUGGCCUCCCACGCCCUGUCUCAGCAGCGCGUGCACACCAGUGGCCAGCCCUACGAAUGCCUGUACUGUGGUGACGCGUUUGACAGCUCACGGGGGUUGCGACAGCACCGGCGGGCCCAUGCCGGCGAGCAGCUGCUCCCAUUGCGGAAAGCAUUUCAAGAGCGCACGGGGGCUGCGGGAGCACCAGCGGAUACACACCGGAGAGAGACCCUUAGUGUAAUGUAG